Molecule: messenger RNA, 1064 nt
Organism: Owenia fusiformis
Lineage: Eukaryota; Metazoa; Annelida; Polychaeta; Sabellida; Oweniidae
Source: the annotation of a GenBank genome assembly
AUGAAACUUUACAAAUAUAAAUGUCCCACUGGCUCUGGAAAAACACAAUUAGCCCUCCUCUACGCCAAGAAAUUUACAAACAAAAACAAUGACAGCACGUGCUUCUGUUUCAACUCAUCAACCCCAGAGGACAUCCUAGUUGAUGUUACCUCAAGUGAUGAUAAUGAUGCAUUUGUAAAAGGGUUUGAGAAUUUGACACUCGAAGUGAAAGGUUAUUCCAAGGCAGAUGUUGAUGCCCUCAAUAUUUGUCAAUACAACCAAUUCAAAGGCAAAGAUAUGCAAAAUUUGGCAAAGAAGCUUGACUAUUUGCCACUGGGAAUACACGCAGCAUGUCAAUACAUUAUCGAAUCUAAAGGAACCAAACCCAAGCUUCUUGACCAACUGAAGGGUGGUAAAGAGGAUGCAUUAGAUAGCUUGUUUCAACUGUCACACAUAAAGGCGUGCAAGGAAUGUGAACAAGAUGAAAAGGCCAAACUACUACUCAAUGUUGUUGCUGCACUAAGCCCUGAUCCGAUACCCUUUGAUGUUCUCGACUGGAUGAUAGGUAGUGGCAAUGAAGACCCAUUUCAAAAGAAAGCUGAUCGUUCCAUUGAAUUGGAUAAAAUGGCAAAAAGGAGAAACAAGAUAAUCGAUUCGAUAACGAGAUUCCAUCUAGGGACAGUGGAAAUAAAGGGAUCUGAUCUGAUGGCUGAAACAUUUUUUUAUAAACUUACUCAUACUAUCAGCUAUUGUUUUUCUUUCCAGUGUGGAAUCACUAGGACUAGAGUUGUUACUGAGAAAGAUACAACAUCAAUUUGAUUAAAGAAUAAGUGAUUAAUUAUUCGUAUUGAUCUUGCUAUAUUUUACCAAAUAUAGUACAUUUCUACCUUAUUUCUCAUCUUGUUUUUCCCUACUAUGCAUUAUGUGCAAGUGGUAUCCUGGUAUAUAAUACUCAGUACCGCACCUUGCUAAUUGAUCUCUUAUCCAGUUGUUUUUCACCAGUGUGGAGCAUGUUCCAUCUUACUGUUUUAUUAUAUCAAAUACAGUCUUUGCCACUUGAUCUCUCAAUUUGAUCUCUUAUCUCG